AUGGGAAGCCCGCGCUGCUCGCGCUCUGCUCAGGCCGUCCCCGGGCUGUGCCCGCGGCCUCCCGGCAGCAGGGGGCGCGCGGGGGCGGCGGCGCUGCGCGGGCGGCGCGGAGGAGGCGCUGCCGCCGCUCUCGGUGUCGUUAUCGCCGUCGCCGCUGUCGCGCCCGUCCCGCCAGCUCCGCCUCCCGCUGCGCUCCCGCGGCCUCACAGCAGAUCCACUUUGCCCUAUCCAGGGACGCAAGAACAAUAUGAGUUAUUUAUACGAGAUCUUGUUAGAAAUCUUUUUCAUGAAGGAAAUGAUGUGUAUCGGGAAGGUGAUUGGAGAGGAUCACUGAAUCAUUAUACUGAAGCUAUAAACAUAGCUGAUUAUGCUAAUUCAGAAGAAAUCCAUGUUUCUGAUGAUGUUCUAGAGAAGCUGCACGUGAACAGGAUCGCGUGUUUUUCAAAUAUGGGAUUGCAUGAAAAAGUUCUAGAGGACUGUGAGAUAGCAUUAAGAUUGAAUGAAAACAAUUUCAGAGCUCUCUAUCGCAAAGCAAAAGCUUUGAAUGAACUCGGAAGCUAUAAGAAGGCUUAUGAUGCUGUAGCAAAAUGUUCUCUUGCUGUGCCACAGGAUGAAAGUGUGAUUAAGCUAACCCAAGAGCUAGCUCAAAAACUAGGGUUAAAAAUAAGGAAAGCAUAUGUUAGAGCAAAGCCACCUUCCUCAAAUUCAGUUUCUAGUGAUGUAUCAACUCAGAAUUCUUCUGUAGAAGAUAUUGAGUUAGAUUUAUCUGACCAGAAACAAGAGAUGGUUUCUGCUGUUUCUUCACCAAACUUUGUUUCUGAAGUGUCUAAAGUGUCACCAGUACCUGUACCACCUUUACCUACUGUUAUGCCUCUUCAGAUGGAAAAGGUUCCUUUGCCUUCUACAGUGCUGGCAAAUGGAGGGAAUGUUUCUUUCUCUAUGCCAGAAGCAUGUUUAGAUUGUGGAGAUGGAGAUAUAAUUAUUGGAGAGGAACUUGAUGAGUUACUUGAUUCUGUGCCUGAUCCAGAUGAAAGUGUAAUGCAAACUGCAGGAGCCAGAGGACCUAUUCCUGCAGGGAGUGUAGCUCCUAGUGUACCUUUCUCUGCCUCUUUGUUGGGGACACUGCCAGUUACUGCAGGAUUUGUUCCUUCAGCUUCUCUUUCAGAAAUCUUUUCACAGCCUUUGGCUUCUUCACUGGAAAACUUUUGUUCGCCAUUAAGCACUUUUUCAAUCAGUGACCCAAAAAGAGAUAUCUCAAGUUCAGCUUCUAGAGAUGGAACACCAGCACUUAACAGCAAUAAUUCCCCAUUGUUUAUAAAUGGUCCUAGUAGUUUGUUUGGGUCCGAAAAUUACAUGGGAAUUGCAGGCCAAGCUAGAAAUGACUUUUCCAAUGUUUUUAGCAGUACAACUGCUAAUAUACCUGUAUCUCCGGCACUGGCGGGAAGAAACCCACUGGAAGGCACACAUGAGCUAAGACAGGCCUGCCAGUUAUGUUUUGUCAAAAAAGGUCCUAAGUUAUUGGAUUAUGCAUACCAUCCCAAUUUAGAACAUAAAUGUAAGAAGGAUAUUUUAAUUGGCAGAAUAAAAAACUCUGAAGAUAAAUCAUGGAAAAAAAUACGUCCAAGACCAACAAAGACACAGUAUGUGGGACCAUAUCAUAUAUGUAAAGAUGUGGCUGCUGAGGAGGAAUGCAGGUACCCAGGCCAUUGCACCUUUGCCUAUUGCCAAGAGGAGAUCGAUGUGUGGACCCUGGAGCGCAAGGGAGCCUUCAGUCGAGAAGCUCUUUUUGGAGGACCUGGAAAGAUCAACUUGACCGUGUCCCAACUUCUUCAAGAAUACCACGGAUUAUUUAUGUUUCUUUGUGAGAAAUGUUUUGAUCACAAGCCCAGAAUAAUAAGCAAAAGGAACAAGGAUAACUCAUCUUCUUGUUCUCAUCCUGCUAUGCAUGACUUUGAAGAUAACAAGUGCCUUGUCCACAUCUUGCGAGAGACUAUGGUGAAGUAUUCCAAGAUCCGCCCUUUCCAAGUUCGGUGUCAGCUUGACCUGUGCAGACAUGAGGUGCAUUAUGGCUGCUUACGAGAGGAUAAAUGCUUUUAUGCUCACAGUCUGGUAGAGCUUAAAGUCUGGAUUAUGCAAAAGGAAUCAGGUAUUUCACAUGAUACUAUAGUUCAAGAAUCAAAGAAGUACUGGCAGAACAUGGAAGCUAGUGCACAUGGAUCACAGAUUCUUGGGAACCAAAUGAAAUAUGGAUCACUUAAUUUGAAGAUGAAGUUUGUUUGUGGGCAGUGCUGGAGAAAUGGUCAAGUUAGUGAGCCAGACAGAAACAAAAAAUAUUGUAGUGCAAAGGCAAGACACCCAUGGAGCAAAGAUCGCCGUGUGGUGCUGGUAAUGUCUAAUGAACGUAAGAAGUGGAUGACCAUUCGUCCUCUGCCUGCAAAGAAACAAGUGCCUCUGCAGUUUGAUUUGUGCAAUCAUAUUGCUUCAGGCAAGAAAUGUCAGUAUGAUGGAAACUGCUCAUUUGCUCACAGUCCUGAGGAGAGAGAGAUGUGGACCUAUAUGAAGGAGAACAGCAUUCAAGACUUGGAGCAGUUGUAUGACAUAUGGCUAAAAACUCAGAAACCAGAAAAAGGAGAUGAUACAGCUGCUCAGGCAAACAAAGAAAAUGGGAAGCAAAUUCACAUGCCGACUGACUAUGCUGAAGUUACAGUGGAUUUUCAUUGUUGGAUGUGUGGGAAGAACUGUAAUAGUGAGAAGCAAUGGCAGGGUCACAUUUCUUCUGAAAAGCAUAAGGAGAAGGUUUUCCACACUGAGGAUGAUCAGAACUGCUGGCAGUAUCGCUUCCCAACUGGAUAUUUUAGCAUUUGUGAUAGAUAUAUGGCUGGUACUUGCACUGAAGGAAGCAACUGUAAAUUUGCCCAUGGAAAUGCUGAACUCCGUGAGUGGGAAGAACGAAGACAAGUUUUAAGAAUGAAGCUCAGCAAAGCAAGAAAAGACCACUUGAUUGCUCCCAGUGAUAAUGACUUUGGAAAAUAUAGUUUUUUGUUUAAAGAUUUAAACUAAUACUGAGAUGACACAUACAUGUUAUCAGCUGGAAGCAUAAACCAGAAAAUUUGACAAUAAUCAAAAGCAUGUGACAGAAAAGCUGCAGGUUUUCUGCUUUUAUUGGCAUACAUUGUUCCUCCUGAACAGCAAAGUAUGGUAGAUUUAGGGGGAUUGAGCAGACCUGUCUAUGCUCUCAUGAAACAGAGUGGUGAUUAAAAAAAUCUGAAGUAUUAUGUGCUUACUCACCUCCUGUUGGACAGAAAGUUAGGAAAUAGAAGGGGGGAAGAGUGGUUAUAAUAUCUAGGAAGCCCCCUAGUUUCAAACCUUCAGUUGAAAAACUUUAAGGUAUCAAGGUAUUGCAAAAGAGUGUUAGUGGGCUAAGAAAAUGAUGGAUGAAAAUUCUUCAGAUCUUUUAAUGGAGAGGAUUUGUUUAAAACAAAGUUUGCUACUUAUCUAUAUGUAGGUUGCUAAAAAGGAUUUUCUUAUUAAAGAUUUUAAACAAAAUAACCAUUUAACUACAAUAUAUGUUGAAUGGGUAUUUUUUCUCUAUUUGUAUGUUUCAAUAUAAUUUACUGAAAAAGGAUCUUGGGAGGAAAAAAGUAUUAAUUUUUGAAAAUGAAGUAGUUAAAAUUCUGUUUCUUGGUCUUUGCUGUUUAAAUAAUGAUUUUGAAAGAUUACACUUGUAUGUCAGUAUUGUGUAUUAUUGUAUGGACUAAUGUUGCCUGUAAUAAAGAGAACUUUACAUGAA
Oenanthe melanoleuca is the source of this 3790-nucleotide messenger RNA. RefSeq names its product zinc finger CCCH-type containing 7A (gene ZC3H7A). The transcript is spliced from 22 exons. The record is from RefSeq and is a predicted model, not a curated record. The coding region runs from base 1 to 3060 and encodes 1019 amino acids. Gene Ontology annotation, molecular function: metal ion binding; protein binding; miRNA binding. Gene Ontology annotation, biological process: miRNA processing. Lineage: Eukaryota; Metazoa; Chordata; Aves; Passeriformes; Muscicapidae.